AUGACAAAGAGCGACGAGACUGCGCCGCUUCUGCCUCUUCAUUCUAGUGCAGCGGCUCUCUCUCUCCCGCAAUCUCAACCUCCUUCUUUAUCUCGUAGUGUUCGGGCCAAUUGGUUCUCCCGUAUAACAUUUAGUUGGCUCGGUCCUUUGCUUCAUCUUGGCUCGUCUCAGCCGCUUGAAUUCCAAGAUUUAUGGCCAUUAGACGAUGCUGAUGAGACGUUACACGUGACCAACACUCUGCACGCCGUUACCACUAAAAACCACUCUUUAUGGCGUUCGAUUCGUCAGGCGUUUGGGGUUCACAUGUAUGUUGCAGGAAUGUGCAAAUUAUUUGGUGACUGUUUUGGGUUUGUGGGCCCUAUUUGUGUCAAUGCCUUAAUUCAAUACGUUCAAGAUCCCCGUCCCGUCUGGUUUGCUUCUGACCAUUAUCCUUAUAUCCUAAGUGGUAUAUUAUUUAUAGCUUCAAUCUUCCAGACUUUAUGUCUGCAUCAACAUCAUCAUUUGGUUAUUCGAGAAGGAAUUCGAGUCCGUUCGGCACUUACGAUGCUCGUAUACAACAAAUCACUUACAUUAUCGUCCCAAACCAAGAGUCAAGUGGGUGCCGGCCGAAUUUUAAAUUUGGCUACAAUUGACACGAAUCGGAUUUUGAAUUUGUUCAAUAUGAUCCAUUAUGUAUGGGCAUCUCCUAUUCAAUUGGCUAUUGGAAUGUUACUUUUAGUCCAUUAUCUUGGUACGGCCUCCUUAGCCGGUGUUUCUAUUAUGAUUCUUUUAUUACCAACAAGUGCGAUACUAUCGUCUCAGGCUGCCCAACUUUCCAAGAAAAUAUUGGAAUGUACGGACAAACGAUUGAAAUUUCUAACGGAAUUCUUGCAACAUAUUCGUGUCAUUAAAUUAUACGCAUGGGAGAGUGAGAUGCUUGAGCAAGUGAAUGCCAUUCGUGGAAAAGAGCUUCAGUGGUUGAAAAAAGCCAUUAUCUUGGUUGCGCAUGGACGAGCAAUGUUACAGGCGGGACCGGUCCUUGUGUCUUGUGGAACAUUUGCUGCUUAUUCGUAUAUUCAGAAAGAAUCUCUGACAGCUGACAAAGCCUUUACCGCAAUCACAUUGUUUAGUAUUUUUGGAAUGCCGCUUAUGGCAUUGCCACAAGUAGUUUCACUGAUUUUUCAAGCCAAAGUAUCGAUGAAACGAUUAGAGUCAUUUCUGAAUCUUGAAGGACAUGAACGCAGUACGACAUCACUUUCAGUCUCGCUCAUCUCAGAACCUUCGUUUGUGAUUCGACAUGCAACGUUCAAGUGGUCCAGUGAAGGGUGUGAAACGACCGAGACGGAGACUUUGAAAGAACCUUCUGGCAAAAUUGGUCUCCCUGCUCAGCUAUCGAAUGUCACCAUCUCUAUACCAAAAGGAAAGCUAACACUCAUUGUUGGUGCUGUUGGAAGCGGUAAAUCGACACUGCUAGCGGCAUUGUUGGGAGAGCUGCAACCUGAAUACGGCGUGGUUCGUAUUCCUUUAAGAGGCAUAUCAUAUGCUGCACAAACGCCGUACCUAAUUAAUGCUAGUGUUCAAGACAACAUCCUGUUUGGUGCUCCAUUGAAUACGGCUCGUCUACAUCGGGUUGUCAAGAGCUGUGAAUUGGAACAAGAACUCGUGCAUCUUCCGAAUGGAUUUCAGAGCGAGAUUGGUGAGUCCGGUGUCACGCUGAGUGGUGGGCAGAAACAACGCCUUUCGAUCGCACGGGCCGUGUAUUCAAAAGAGCAAGAGCUCUACGUGUUUGACGACUCACUAUCGGCGUUGGACGCUCAUGUUGCCACUCGCAUCUUUAAUCAAUGUUUUAACGAAUCGACAGACGGGCUUUUGGCUGGUUGCACGCGGGUUUUGAGCACCCACUCGCUGCAAUUUGCUCAUCUUGCCGACUGGAUCAUAGUGAUGGAUCAUAUGCGCGUCGCUGAGAUGGGAACGUUCCAGGACCUGACGGAAAUGACACCAAAUGGAAAACUAGCAACGAUGCUAAAGGCUUUUGAUCGUGCUGAUGAAUCGUCAACCAUCGAGCGUCAUUCUGGCGAUCAAGCCGAAGCCGUGGGCACCAUUACAUGCAAAUCACGGUCACAACGCUCGAAUGCCGAGGAUGAAACUGCUACUGGUUGCAGCGAGGUGCUGAUUCAAGAUGAGACAAAGUCCGAGGGAAAUUUAUCGUGGAGCGUAUACUCAUCUUAUUUCGUUUCCUGUGGCGCAAUAUCGACGGUCGGGGCGGCUGCACUCCUAAUUGCAACGCAAGUAUCGUCCGUAUCGACGGAUUUAUGGCUGACAAACUGGACGAGAAACCACCCAAGUGGGGCUGACUUGACAUUUUACCUCACGAUCUAUGCCUACCUUGGUCUAAGUACAAUCGUCCUUGGGUUUGUAGGAGGCCUUUGCUCCCAGUUCGCUGGACUCAGUGCAUCGAAACGAAUGCAUCAUGCGUUGUUGCACCACGUGAUUAAAGGAACGAUGCGUUUCUUUGAUACAACGCCUGUCGGUCGCAUUCUCAAUCGGUUUUCGAAUGACAUGAACACUAUUGACCAAAACUUGAACACUACCAUUGUACAAUUUUUUACGAUGCUGCUCGCACUGUUGAGCAUAUUGGCGAUUCAGAGCUCUACGGCUCCUAUGUUGCUGUUCCUUUUGGUUCCAGUAUUUGUCUGCUAUGUAUCGUACCAGCGAUUCUAUGGAAAGUCUUGUCGGGAGUUGCAACGCUUGGAUAACAUUUCUAAAAGCCCUGUGUACGCACAUUUCACGCAGACGCUCAAUGGAUUGGCAACUGUGCGGACUUUUGAAAUGAUUGAGCAGAGUCAGCGUACGCAAGCAUCAAAAAUCAAUGAGAACACCAAGGCCUUCCUGCUGCUAAAUCUAAUUAACCGCUGGCUGGGUGUUCGAUUAGAGUUUUUAGGCGCAGUGGUCACUUCUGCAGUCGCGUUCUUCGUCAGUCAUGACCACGCGGUACUUUCCAGUGCUAUGGCGGGCUUGCUACUAAGCUACUCGCAAAAUAUGACUUCGCUGCUUAAUUGGACCAUUCGAUGCAACAUCGACAUGGAGAACAUGAUGAAUAGCGUGGAGCGUAUAGAUGAGUAUUGUCACGUGGAUACAGAACCGGUGACGCUGUUUGAGCAUCACCAUGAGCGCUAUACUUUGCCCCAGUCACGUACGCUGCAACUGCGACCUCAUUGGCCUGAGCACGGAAGAAUUGAUUUCGUUAAUAUCUGUGUCAAGUACAAUCCAACUGGACCGCCGGUACUUGAUGGUAUCACGUUUACUGUAAAAGGCGGUGAGAAAGUUGGAAUCUGUGGACGUACAGGGGCUGGCAAGAGCUCACUCCUUCUCGCGCUUUUCCGGAUGGUAUCAUUUGACAGCGCAGAGGAGGGUGGCAACAUCUACAUUGAUGAAGUGUCUACGACUGCGCUGACUUUGACUGAGUUACGUUCACGUAUUGCUAUCAUUCCACAAGACCCUGUUCUUUUUGCAGCAAGUGUACGCUUCAAUCUAGAUCCCACAGGACUGGCCACUGAUACCGAAUUGUGGACUGCGAUUCGAAAAUCUCGUUUGGAAAGUUUGAUCAAGGGUUUAGCUGGUGGUUUAGAUGCUGAAAUUCUUGAAGGAGGUGACAAUUUCAGCGUGGGGGAGCGACAACUCAUCUGUUUAGCACGUGCUAUUCUACGUAACUCAAGAAUUCUGUGUCUGGAUGAGGCUACAGCUUCGGUGGAUCAUGCUACAGAUGAGUUUAUCCAGACAUCAAUCCGUAAGGAAUUUGCCAAUGCGACGGUGCUAACCAUUGCCCAUCGUGUGAAUACGAUUGUCGAUUACGACAAGAUUCUCGUACUCAAACAAGGUCAAAUUGUCGAAUUUGGGCCUCCAUCCGAGUUGCGACGCAAACCUAAUGGUGAAUUUGCUGGUAUGUUGCAAAAUUCAGGAUAG
This is a messenger RNA of Peronospora farinosa, 3942 nucleotides long. The record is from the annotation of a GenBank genome assembly. NCBI's taxonomy places the organism in Eukaryota, Oomycota, Peronosporomycetes, Peronosporales, Peronosporaceae.